Messenger RNA from Truncatella angustata, 1740 nucleotides. RefSeq names its product glycoside hydrolase family 43 protein. Lineage: Eukaryota; Fungi; Ascomycota; Sordariomycetes; Amphisphaeriales; Sporocadaceae. The coding region runs from base 1 to 1740 and encodes 579 amino acids. The transcript has a single exon. The record is from RefSeq and is a predicted model, not a curated record. Gene Ontology annotation, molecular function: hydrolase activity, hydrolyzing O-glycosyl compounds. Gene Ontology annotation, biological process: carbohydrate metabolic process.
AUGCUCCUUGCAGGAGCUGGAGGACUAUGCGCGUUCGCCCAGUCCCCCAACUCAACCUACUACAACCCGAUCCUCCCGGGGUGGCACUCGGACCCGUCAUGCACGCACGUCAACGGCACCUUCUUCUGCGUGACCUCGACCUUCAUCUCCUUCCCCGGGCUGCCCAUCUACGCGUCCGCGGACCUGAUCGACUGGAGGCACAUCUCGCACGCAUGGAACCGUGACUCACAGAUCCCGGGCGCCUCGCGCAACAGCACCGGGCAGCAGGUCGGCAUGUACGCGGCGACGCUGCGGUACCAUGCGGGCGUCUUCCACGUCAUCUGUACGUAUCUUGGCGGCACGGCCGACGGCACCAACCUCGGCGUCAUCUUCAAGACGUCGGACCCUUUUGAUGACGCUGCCUGGAGCGACCCCGUGACUUUCAAGACGACCCGCAUCGACCCGGAUCUGUUCUGGGACGACGAUGGCACCGUGUAUCUGACGCAGCAGGGCAUCGUGCAGCAGAGCGUUGAUUUGGAGACUGGGGAACUGACCCCAGAUACGCCCCUCAGUAUCUGGAACGGUACCGGUGGAGUCUGGCCGGAGGGCCCUCACUUGUAUAAGAAGGAUGGAUACUAUUACCUCUUGAUUGCAGAAGGCGGCACGGAGACUAACCACUCGAUCACCAUCGCGCGAUCAAAGAACGUCUCAGGUCCAUAUGAAGCGUAUGAAGACAAUCCCAUUCUGACCAAUCGGGGUACAAACGAGUACUUCCAAACCGUCGGACACGGGGAUCUGUUCCAGGACGACGAGGGAAAUUGGUGGGGUGUCGCGCUGGCGACGAGGUCGGGACCUGAGUGGGAGACCUACCCCAUGGGUCGCGAGGCGGUGUUGUAUCCAGUCACAUGGAAAGAAGAAGAGUGGCCCAUCUUGGAGCCGGUCCGGGGCGUCAUGAGCGGCUGGCCUCUUCCAUCCACCUCCCUCGACGUGCCGGGCGAUGGGCCUUGGAACUCGGAUCCAGAUGUGUACGACUUCGCCAACGGCACCACCAUCCCACGCAACCUAGUCUACUGGCGUGUUCCACGCGACGGGGCGUUUACGAUCACGGAAGAGGGUCUGCAGAUCGUGCCCAGCCGCGGAAACCUGACCGGCACGUCCGAACUCACCGGCCAAGACGGCCUCGCCUUCAUCGCGCGGCGGCAGACAGACACUCUAUUCAGCUUCAGCGUCGACCUCGUCUUCGCGCCGCAGGCGGGCGAGCAGGAGGCGGGCGUCACCGUCUUCCUGACACAGCUGAACCACAUCGACCUGGGCCUCGUCCUGCUAGAAUCCGAGCCGGGCGGCACGUCUGCGCUCAGCCUCCGGCUGCGCGCCGAGGCACCGUUCAGGGCAAACCCGCCCGUGGCCGGCACCCCUCCGCCACCCGUGGUGGUCCCCGUGCCCUCGGCCUGGCCGACGGGCCAGGCCAUCACCCUGCAGAUCCAGACCGCGAACCAGACGCACUACCGUUUCUCGGCGCACCCCGCGGCGGACCCCAACGCGCAGGUGGUGCUGGGCACGGCGUCGGCGGAGCUCGUCAGCGGCGGCAACGGGUCGUUCGUGGGCAGCCUGGUUGGUGCGUACGCGACGUGCAACGGCGCGGGCGAGGGGCUCGGUUGUCCGGCUGGUGGUGACGCCCAUGUGUCGAAAUGGCGGUACACCGGCAUUGCGCAGCAGGUCUCUGCUACUGAAUUCGUGCCGAGUGUACACAUCAACCGAUGA